Molecule: messenger RNA, 330 nt
Organism: Sclerotinia sclerotiorum 1980 UF-70
Lineage: Eukaryota; Fungi; Ascomycota; Leotiomycetes; Helotiales; Sclerotiniaceae
Exons: 4
Coding region: 1-330 (109 amino acids)
Source: RefSeq, a predicted model, not a curated record
AUGGCUCCAUCAACUUGCUGUAAGAAGGGAGAUGGUGCUGAGAGUGCUUGUGUUUGUGCAACCCAAGCAAAAUGUUCCUGCGGCGAAAAAAAGGCCCUAGAAUGUACAUGUGCCAAAGCCGAGAGCGAAAAUAAAAUCGAAGGCGCUAGAUGUAGUUGUCGUGCUCGUGCAGCGGGAGCUUGUACUUGUGAGCGUUCUGCGGAGGAAAAUAAAGUUCCUUCGGGUGAGCUUUGUGGGUGUGGUGCUAGACCUGUUGAUGCUUGUACUUGUGAAAAAGCUACAGAUGGUGGAUUACUUCCUACUGAGACGGAUUUCACUACUAAGGCUUAG